UGCACUCCAAAGAACCACCGCGGUUCCCAUCACUCGUGUAGCUGACUGACUGACAAAAUGGCUGGUGUUCAAGCUGCCUCUCGGCUCCUGUCCAAGAGGAUACUGUCCUCUAGAAAAGCCGUCCCUGCUACAGCAGUUCAAGGUUCGAGAAAUUUGCACUUCUCCAUUUACGGCAAGAAAAAUGCCAAAGUUUCUGAUGAUAUCUCCAGUCAGUACCCAGUCGUGGAUCACGAGUUUGAUGCCGUGGUCGUUGGCGCUGGAGGAGCGGGACUCAGGGCAGCUUUUGGCCUGUCUGAGGCUGGCUUUAACACUGCUUGUGUCACCAAGCUUUUCCCCACCAGGUCUCACACUGUUGCAGCACAGGGUGGAAUCAAUGCAGCUCUCGGCAACAUGGAGAAUGAUGACUGGAGGUGGCAUUUCUACGACACUGUAAAGGGUUCUGAUUGGCUGGGGGACCAGGAUGCCAUCCACUACAUGACGGAACAGGCUCCUGCAGCUGUGGUGGAGUUGGAGAACUUUGGCAUGCCUUUCAGCCGCACUGAAGAUGGUAAGAUCUACCAGAGGGCGUUUGGGGGUCAGAGUCUCAAAUACGGCAAAGGAGGCCAAGCCCACCGCUGCUGUUGUGUCGCAGACAGGACUGGGCAUUCACUACUUCACACUCUGUAUGGACGGUCGCUGCGUUACGACACCAGUUACUUUGUGGAGUAUUUUGCGCUGGACCUGCUGAUGGAAAAUGGGGAAUGCAAAGGUGUGAUCGCACUCUGCAUGGAGGAUGGAUCUAUUCAUCGCUUCAGAGCUCAGAAUACUGUCAUUGCUACUGGGGGUUAUGGUCGAACCUAUUUCAGCUGCACAUCUGCUCACACCAGUACCGGGGAUGGAAACGCCAUGGUGACCAGAGCAGGUCUGCCCUGCCAGGAUUUGGAGUUUGUACAGUUCCAUCCCACUGGGAUCUACGGAGCCGGCUGCCUGAUCACAGAGGGCUGCCGUGGGGAGGGAGGCAUCCUGAUCAACAGUGAAGGCGAGCGCUUCAUGGAGCGCUACGCGCCCAACGCCAAGGACCUGGCGUCCAGAGACGUGGUGUCCCGCUCCAUGACCAUAGAGAUCAGAGAGGGCAGGGGUGUGGGUCCGGAGAAGGACCACGUAUACCUGCAGCUACACCACCUGCCUCCUCAGCAGCUCGCCACAAGGCUACCCGGCAUCUCUGAGACAGCGAUGGUCUUUGCGGGAGUGGAUGUCACUAAGGAGCCCAUUCCUGUCCUGCCAACCGUCCACUACAACAUGGGAGGUAUACCUACAAACUACAAAGGCCAGGUGAUCACUUACACCAACGGCGAGGAUAAGGUGGUUCGUGGACUGUACGCCUGUGGAGAGGCUGGCUGUGCAAGUGUUCAUGGUGCCAACAGACUGGGUGCCAACUCUCUUUUGGACCUGGUGGUCUUUGGCAGAGCCUGCGCCCUCACCAUCGCUGAGGAGCACAAACCUGGAGAGGCACUUUCCCCUCUGAAGUCCAGUGCAGGGGAAGAGUCUGUGGCCAACCUGGAUAAGAUGAGGUUUGCCGAUGGAAGCCUGCGAACCUCUGAAAUCAGGCUCAACAUGCAGAAGGCGAUGCAGGCCCACGCUGCUGUGUUCCGUACUGGUUCUGUCCUGAAGGAGGGAUGUGACAAAUUGGAUGCCAUUUACCAGACCAUGGAAGAUAUCAAGACCUUUGACAGAGGCAUUGUGUGGAACACGGACCUGGUGGAAACGCUGGAGCUGCAGAAUCUGAUGCUGAACGCCGUCCAGACCAUUCACUCGGCUGAGCGGAGAAAGGAGAGUCGUGGAGCUCAUGCCAGAGAGGACUUCAAGGAUCGCCUUGAUGAGUACGAUUACUCAAAGCCUUUGCAGGGUCAGGAGAAGAAGCCCUUUGAGCAGCAUUGGCGGAAACACACUAUGUCUUAUGUUGACCCCAAAACUGGCAAGGUGACCUUGGAGUACCGUCCCGUCAUUGACCACUCUCUGGACGAAGAGGACUGCGCCCGUGUUCCUCCCGCCAUCCGCUCUUACUAAAAACCUUUCAACCAUGACAAUACUCGGCAAAUACUCAUUGACUAUUUAUGGAGAAAUGGUUCCUGCAAUACACAGGAUAUUGAGGGAAACUGCUUUGAUUUGCCUGUGUUUUAAGGCUACUUGUCACUUCUCGUAUAUCAUGUUGAACAUGUUUCAUCACUCCAGCUUUGCUAUUGUGAAGACAUUGUGUUCUCGUUUCCCAGAUUUGCAUUUCUUUAAAUGCAUUUUGUAUUUCGGAUUAGCUUCAGCCUAGACCAGAGAUUGUGUUGCUGUAAAGCCACAGGGAAGUUUUAAGCAUGUAAAUAUGACCUAAAUGGACAAUACACACGGUGGAUUACACAGUAGGUAGUUGUUAAAUGUAAAUGUAAUCUCGUUUUAGUCGCUGUUGCCUUGGAUAGCAUACAUUUGUGGUCUGUUGGUGUUUUUGCACUUGAGUAAAGCAACAUUAACUCAAAUCAUGCUAUAUAUAUAUAUAUAUAUAUAUAUAUAUAUAUAUAUAUUAAACUAAAUUAAGCAAUUAAGUCUUGUGAUGUAACAUUUUUGGCUUUGGUUUCUCUUUAUUACAACUGUGACAGCUGUUUCUUAAAAGCUUUUGCCAUCUGCAUGUGCCUGACUCUGCAUUGAAUUAUGGAUAUCAAAGAAAAUCAGUGUCCGGUUAUCUAUGCUCUGUUCAACAAAUUCGGAAUUUUUGUGAAUUGGAAUUCUUAUGGAACUAUGAUUUGAAUAUGGAAUUGGGCACGUUUUAAUCCACCGAUUUAUCAGUGGAAGAUAAGGAGGGUAGGGUGUUUGCACUUGGACAACAACAUGUCAACAUGUCUCUUGAUCAGAAUCGUUUGAAGUGAUGUAAUUUAUUUGCCUUUUUCCUGUUGCUUACUUUUUCUUUCUGACUCAUGCUUGGUUUCAUAUGUUGAAUAAAGAGUAGACUAUCUUGCAAAUCA
Molecule: messenger RNA, 2984 nt
Organism: Phycodurus eques (leafy seadragon)
Lineage: Eukaryota; Metazoa; Chordata; Actinopteri; Syngnathiformes; Syngnathidae
Gene: sdha
Product: succinate dehydrogenase complex, subunit A, flavoprotein (Fp)
Exons: 15
Coding region: 58-2046 (662 amino acids)
Biological process (GO): mitochondrial electron transport, succinate to ubiquinone; tricarboxylic acid cycle
Molecular function (GO): flavin adenine dinucleotide binding; electron transfer activity; succinate dehydrogenase (quinone) activity
Source: RefSeq, a predicted model, not a curated record